Haemonchus placei is the source of this 855-nucleotide messenger RNA. The record is from the annotation of a GenBank genome assembly. NCBI's taxonomy places the organism in Eukaryota, Metazoa, Nematoda, Chromadorea, Rhabditida, Trichostrongylidae.
AUGGAGGAGAAGAAGGAUUCUCUCAGGGGUGUAGCUUUUGCUGCUGUCGUUUUUUCGACGGUGGCCGUUUCCGCUUGUUUGAUCACUUUCCCACUCGUGUUCCACUAUGUUCAAACCCUGCAGGCAACUGUACAGGGAGAAGUUGAGUACUGCAAAUCUCGCUCAAGAGACAUGUGGCGUGAAAUGGUAGAGGUUUCCCCGGAAAAUGGAGAAGAUCCUCUGGACAUUCUUCUCCGUUCCACUCGUCAGGCUGAAGCUCAGUGCUGCACCUGCCAACAAGGUCCACCCGGCCCAGAUGGUGCACCAGGACCUGAUGGCAAGGAUGGACAACCAGGAGCCGGACCUGGUGAACCUGGACCUCCCGGACCGGAUGCCGAGUUGCACGAUCGACUCCUGCCUGUUCCACCUCAGUGCCCAUGUCAAGCUGCACCUGGUGUUGCUGGACCACCUGGACCCCCCGGACAAGAUGGAGCUCCCGGACAGCCUGGUGGUAACGGCGGAGAUGGAGCUCCAGGCCCACAGGGUGCUGCCGGACCACCUGGACCUCCUGGACAACCCGGUCAACCUGGACAGCGCGGACCUCCAGGAGAGCCUGGACAACUUGUGCCUGGUGGACCUGCUCCAGCUGGUCCUCCUGGACCACCUGGUCGACCAGGAGCUCCUGGACCACCGGGAAAAGCUGGAGCCCCCGGAAGAGAUGGAGACAAUGGAACAGCUGGAAGCCCUGGAGAGCCCGGUCAAAGAGGACCACCCGGACCACCCGGACCAGCUGGAGCUCCUGGAGGCUCUGGAGACAAUGGCUCCCCUGGCAGUUGCGACCACUGUCCUCCAGCUCGUCUUGCUCCAGGCUAUUAA